AUGGUCCAGCCGCUCUUUCCCGCGUUCCCUCAAGACGAUGAUAAACCCGCGCAGCGUCUCAGCGAGUACGAAAUCGAGGCUGAAUCCUCACUUAAACCCGGCGAUAAAACCGAUGAGGCGCUAAGCGUUCAUCGCGGGGCAAUCCGUGUACCUUCUCCGAAUCCGUCACUCAUAUCGAUAGACGAUGCGAAUGUUGUACGACUUGGUCGGAAUCCAGACUUUGCUCCUGUAUACCAUGAAGAAUAUGCUUUACGCUCAUCCGCCCCUCCGCGGACUCUCAAAGAGAAGAUCGACUUGUUUUGGACGGCGAACAAGGGAUUAGCGUACGUUUUGCUCGCUCAGUUCUUUGGAAACUUGAUGAACGUUACGACGAGGAUAUUGGAAAUGGAGGGAAACAGCGGUAAUGGCUAUCACCCAUUUCAGAUCUUGUUCGCAAGGAUGAGUAUCACCACGGCAUGUGCUUUAUUCUACAUGUGGUAUCGCAAGAUAGAACACUUCCCAUUCGGUAUGAAGGAAGUGCGCUCGUUGCUGGUAGCUCGAGGAUUGUUUGGCUUCUUCGGAGUCUUUGGCAUGUACUAUUCUCUGAUGUAUCUGCCUCUGGCCGAUGCCACCGUCAUCACAUUCCUCUCGCCAUCGCUCGCUUGCUGGGCGUGCUCCUACUUCAUCAACGAACCGUUCACCAGGAUGGAACAGAUAGCUGCAUACAUCUCGCUAUUCGGUGUGGUCUUGAUCGCAAGACCUGUCUCCUUAUUCUCUGCGCUAUCGCAUUCUAGCGACACGGUUCCUCCUGCCUCCGGGGGCUUGGAUACAAUUCCGACAAACACUACUGCAGCUUCGCCCAAUCGUCUCGCUGCGGACUACGAUGAUGUGACACCCACGCAACGAGCAGCAGCAGUAGGAGUCGCGAUGUUGGGUGUGAUAGGAUCAACAGGAGCAUACACCACCAUUCGAUGGAUCGGCAAGCGCGCGCAUCCACUCAUAUCCGUCACCUACUUCGCAACAUGGUGCACGAUUGUUAGUGUGGUGGCAAUGGCCGUUAUGCCAGGCGUCGGCUUUCUACUUCCCAAAGGUGUGAAAGAUUGGUCCUACCUACUCUUUUUGGGUAUCUGUGGGUUCGUCAUGCAAUUCCUCCUAGCCGCCGGCCUACAAUACGAGAAGUCUUCUCGCGCAACGAACAUGCUCUACAUGCAGAUGUUUUUCGCGCUUGGUUUCGACAAAUUGAUCUGGGGUACAACGCCGAGUGCCUUAUCCAUUGUUGGGUCGUCGCUCAUCCUGGGUUCGGCCAUAUACGUCGCAAUGAACAAGGAGCAGCCGAAGAAGAUAGCUGAGCCAACAGGGAGAGGGGAUAGCGAAGAAGAAAGGGGCUUGAUGUCGCCAGUCUUUGAUGCCGAACGAAGAGAGGAUGAGGACGCAGAUAUUCAGAUGCGACCGCUGAGAUGA
Molecule: messenger RNA, 1440 nt
Organism: Alternaria ethzedia
Lineage: Eukaryota; Fungi; Ascomycota; Dothideomycetes; Pleosporales; Pleosporaceae
Exons: 4
Coding region: 1-1440 (479 amino acids)
Cellular component (GO): membrane
Source: RefSeq, a predicted model, not a curated record